UCGGUUCUCUGGCCACAUAAAGUAAAAGCACUUUCCAAGGAGCUGGGUAUUAUAUGGACUUAGGGUGACUUCCAUGGAUAUCCCUAUCAUUGGUGUCAUCUCUGAACUCACCAGUCCAACAUCAGUAGAUCCAGCUUUUCCCUAGUCCGGCAAACUGAACGGUGAGGUAACUGAGACUUAAGCAUCGUGGAAAUUGUAAUCCUUCUCUAGAGAACACGGAUAUUGUCUUAAUAGACACUUGGUACUUCAUCCAAAAGCUGCCACUGUUUAUUUUUAUGUCUAUUAAUUCGCUUAUUUAUUUAAGCUAUAUCAUACAGUUUCUGGUCCUCUGCUAUAUUCGAAUGUAUCCGAAACGUCUUUUGUUGUCAUUAGCCUUAACAUCUUUUUCUGAAAGCUUUUGGUUCUAACAUCGCACUCUACUUUUAAAAAUAGCUCUAUAUCUAAGCUUAUUUCAAAACUCAUCAAAAUGGUGCACGUCAUACAGCUACUGUCUAGAGCACAUGUAAAACUGGCUACAAAUUUUCUAAUUUUAUCAAAGCUUGGUUAUCCCGCUCAAUCAUUAUUCAAUUUGGGUUAAAAAAAUUUUCACGUUUUAGUUGAAGAAACUCCUCAUCAGAAGAUGAAGAAGAAAUUUAGUAAUCGUAUACUUACAGUAUGUUAUAAAAUUGAUUGAAGCACCUCGUAAACGAGCGUGACUACUGAAAUUGAGCUUGCGACCCGUUGAUAGGGGGUCACAUCGCAUGUUUCAGAACAGCUUAAAAGAUCCACGUUUUAAUCAAGCAGCAAGCUAGACAUCGAGGUCGUAGAAAAAACUAUCCGAAGUUAUAGUGAUGCAUAAGGUCCACGUAAUCCUCAAUUACUUUGUGACUGCUAUCGUAAUCGCUCCUCCAGCAGACGCCUAUGUUCGCUUUACUGUGAAACCUGAUGACCCAAGCUAUGUUAGUAAAGGUCACAAUGUUAAACUGAUGUGGGACUACAAUCCCAACGAUCAACCGACAGCGAUUAUCUUCGGCGUGGCUGUUCAGCGGAGUACGCUUGUACCCUUGCUCGUAAAACAGAAUGGCAGUGUAAGAUUUUCCCGAUACAUACCAUCUGCCUACAAGGGAAGAGUAAAGUUGGAAGGAAGAGCUACUUUGGUCAUUAAGAACAUAACUUCUCGAGACAAUUUUGUCUUUUUUCAAUGUGCGCUUGUACCAGGUGGUCCAAGUAUUAUUCAACUCGUUUUGAUGGGUAUGUAUUCAAGCUUUAAGGUAUUUAAAAACGAUCUCAAAAAUUGACGCUCAUUUAAGAACGAUAAAAGUCAGUUCAGCUAGACUGCUAACAAUGAGAGCAUUUUUGUCACUCCGCUUGUGGUCUAUUCCUUAUCGUCAACGAACGAAAACGUCUCUUUCUACGACAAUCCAACAGGCAUAACAACGUAGACAUGGUAAGCAUGCAAGAGUUACUUUUUUGCAUAGGUGAGUUGCAAAUGAACGCUUAGUAACUGAUGUUUACAGUUUUGUUGAAAAAAAAAAAGCAUCUACUUUCAAAAGAUGUCAUUGGAAAGAAAGUUCAGACACUUAUUUUAGGGUCUAUUGCCACUGGUGUCUGAAUAAUUGUUACAGAAAUAAACUGCACUGGUGCCGCGCUUCCUGGAAACUCCUGCUUGCAGGCUGAGACUAUGCUUGCUGCAGUUCAAUCGUUGGAGACAUAAUCAAAACCAUACUCUUUGAGCUACUUCUUCAAAAAUAUUCUCCCACAUAAUUUUGCGGUGAGAAGCAAAUCGAAACUCUAUUUUAUCUCCAAUAGUUUGUAACCAAAUACAUUUUUGGGUUUCCAUUCUUUUACUAAGUGAUAAUGUGUUGACUGACCGUACCAUCAUGUUCCUUGUAAAAAUUUUGUCAGCGAGGCAGAACAUCAGAAAAAUUUGUGUUGUUCACUGGAAAAUGGCAUUUCAUCUGAGAACGUCUAGUCCAUAGUGGCGAUUAAAAUGGAAACAAGUAAUUGUGGGGGGAAAGUACCGUUUAAACACAGUAUAUUUUCCACGGGAAACUUCUAGAAGCAAAGAAACGGAUAUUUAACAUGCCAGUCGACACAGACAGUAAAUAUAUCUUGGCGGUCUUUUCAA
Molecule: messenger RNA, 2107 nt
Organism: Stylophora pistillata
Lineage: Eukaryota; Metazoa; Cnidaria; Anthozoa; Scleractinia; Pocilloporidae
Product: tyrosine kinase receptor Cad96Ca-like
Biological process (GO): positive regulation of kinase activity; cell surface receptor protein tyrosine kinase signaling pathway; protein phosphorylation
Cellular component (GO): plasma membrane; signaling receptor complex
Molecular function (GO): ATP binding; transmembrane receptor protein tyrosine kinase activity; protein binding
Source: RefSeq, a predicted model, not a curated record